AUGACUUAUGGCGAGUUCAAUGCAGCGCUCGACAGCGCCUGCCAGGAAGAUGACUUUGCCAAGUACCGCGCCCUGUGGGAAUACAUUUGGGUGGUCCGCAAGGACAACCAAGCCUUUGAUGAGGCUCUGUUGGCCGAUGGUGGCAUCAAACAUCUGAAAUAUGCCUUUCGCCAUAGCGACUCCACAUGGCGUGAAGCUGGAGUCCGAGUUUGUCGUACCUUUUUCCACAACCAGGAGGCCCGUGAGAAGUUGGUCCUCUUGGACUUCGUAGGCUCCAUGAUGGUCCUCACCAUGCCCAAAGAAGGCUUGGAUUUGGAGGAUGAUGAAGGACAUGACGGAGCCGAGGAGUUUGGCUUUCAACUCUUAGCUGCUGAAACCAUCCUGGAAAUGGCGGACUAUCCAGAGUUCAUGCCAUCGCUCUGUUCCACCAGUGUUUUGAACUUCCUCUGCAUCGCCUUGAACCAGGUUCCAGCAGCAGUGGAGACGGUGACCCACACUUUCGUGAAAAUCUCCAGUGAUCCCCAAAAUCUACAGGUCUUCCUGGGAGGUUCUGUGGGCGAUAUCUUGGAGUCGUUUUUUAAAUCCACGAGUUGCCACCGCCCGACCAAUCCUGCGAUGCAUCAGCAAUGGGCCCUGAAUAUUUCCGCCCUGGCGCACUGUGCCAACAGCAUGGGCACGAUGAUCAAAUACGACCACGCCUGCCAAGUGGACCUCAUGACCAUCGGCAGUAUUUUCACCAGCAUGUCCGACAACCUUCGCUUGAUCUCGGAGUUGUCGCGACUCUUCUACUGGGUCUGUCGAAAAUCUCAGGACCUCUUCGCAACCUUGGUCGAGUCUGCAGGGGGCAACAUGGAAGGUUUGGACACAUUGCUCUACUCCUUGGUGGCCACCUGGAAGCAAUCUGUGGACUUGCAUCAACGACUGCAAGAAGGAUCUGCUUCAGGCUUGGAGGAUUUCCUGAUUGACGACUUGGAGCCGGGGUGGGAUGGUUGGAAAACGUUGGAAACACUGGAGCCACGAGGAGCGAACCGAGAUCCAGCCCCUGAGCUUGCAAGAAUUUGGCUGUUUGGAUCUGAGGAGUUCAUCCACAAGAAGGAAUACGCUGAGAUGCGGCUCUGCUACAUGAACUGUUUGUUGUGGGUGUUGCUGCCACAAGAAAACCUCCGAUGGCGAUUGAAAGACUUCGGCCUCAAGGAUCUGCAUUUUGCCGUGGAGUUGAGACAACCCAACCUGCUGCAGGUGAUUCUGGGAACCAUGCGACACUUGCUGGACCAGGAACACGCACAGCAAUGUCACCAACUCAUGCAAUUCUUCGGGGAGCAGCUGCUCAUCUUCCUGGAUUUGGCAAUCAGAGGCAAGUUUCCUGACAGCCUAUUGCGUUUGCUGCUGGAUGCAGUAUCUAUCCUGUCCCUUCAGCGAGAUAUGCAAAAACUUCUGGCAACGUUCAACAUCUACGGGAAGUUGAACAGGCUGGUGCGCAAGUAUCGCGAUCGAAACAGCAACCGCGAUCACCGGAAGAUUGAGCUGGCUGUCUUGCCAGAGCCCAAGUUUGAUCCAUCAGAGCUAGAUGUUGAAGUUGAUGUAAGCCGUUUCCGUAUCAGGCGCGUGAUGUCACAAGUUGCAGUACAUCCUGCCCACAGAUUAGGCUUUGUGGCCAAGGUGCCGGAUGUCUUGCUCCCUUUCGAUUUGGAAGCAGACGAAGUGUAUCCUCCUCGAGAGGAGUUUGAAGAGCAGCUUGAAGGUUGGAUAAAGCGAAAAGACGAGCACUGCAAGACAAUCGCCUCCCUUCUGCUGAACCUCUUUGAGGCACACUGUCAGCUCAGCCAUGGAAGAUGGGAUCCAGGGCUAGCUUUUGAGGAGCAGAAGUUCCAACAGCAAGAUCCAAGUCGUUUAGAGACCACCCUGAUCAGCAUCUUCGACUGGUGGCAGGUGAACAGCACUACCAGCUAUGAACGGGAUCGAGAGGUCUCAGAAGCGCGCACUGCCAUCAGUCUUCCAGAUCGGUUGAAAGUGGCGAUGAUGAGAGCAGAGGAGAAGCAAGCUCUUACCAGUAUGGAGACCAUGUCAUCCUGCGCGCCCUACGAAUGUGUGGUGGCACUGUCCCUGUUCAGCCGGUUGGCCUUGGAGCCGAAAUUCAAGAGGCUGUUCUACAAUCACUUGGAGCCUUUGCUGGCUUGUGUUUGUACGGGCAUUGCUGCAGAAGCUCGGGAGGCAGCUGCGACCUUGGCGAAUCUCAUGUGGGCUCCAGAUCUCAACCAAGAGCAGCUGGUGUGUUGGCUGAAGUUUGAUGGAUCAAGUUGCCUUACAGUGGACGCGGCCAAUGUGCUGCUCCCGGUGCGCGCGGGUGACCCGAAACCCGUGGCCAUUGGCCAGGGCAUGUGUGGAGCCUCAGGGUGGAAGGGUGUGAGGUACAAAUCCACAUGGGGAGUGGAGUUCGUCAGUCUAACCUUCCAUCCAGAUGGUUUCAAGACCUACAACGUCCCUGCACUCCUUACCACGGCAUCACCACAGGAUACGUUCAUGAACACCUCGCAAAGUCCGUACCAGUGGUAUCACGAGCCAAAUCCCCGGCACUUCACAAUCAGUUGCUGGUUCUUUUGGCCGCUGUGCAGUGAUGAUGGGCUGAAGAGUAGAGAGGGUGGCUGCCAAUGUGUGCUGCUCCAAAGCUCUCCGCCUGAGAUGUUGAUUCAAAUCUUUGUUCACUUCGACAAGGAAAACCCGGAGGGAAUUUGGACCCUGGUGGACUAUGAAAGGACGAAACAUGCCAUCAAGACUCCAAAGUUGAAUCCUGGUUGGCACUUGUUGACAGUAGUCUCAUCUACAACCGAAAGCCCUGCGCAGAAGUACAAUGGAACCAAGUUCUUCCUGGACGAAUGGUGCAAGCGGUUGCCAAAAGUGCGGGGCCUCUGCUUCGGCUGA
Cladocopium goreaui is the source of this 2919-nucleotide messenger RNA. NCBI's taxonomy places the organism in Eukaryota, Dinophyceae, Suessiales, Symbiodiniaceae. The record is from the annotation of a GenBank genome assembly.